AAAAUGGUGGAUCACAGAACAUCUUUUAGCUUUCAUUGCGAGGAAAGCGCCCCUUGCUUUCUCAACAACUUAAUCUCUUUCUAAGACUUUGUUUCUCCUUUUUUUUCUCUCUUUUUCAUUUCUUUGUUGAAUAGCAAAAUUUUGAUCAUUCAACAUUUUUUGAAAAAUUAAAAAUUAAAAAAUUUGUAGUGGCGGCGACACCCAAGAAGAGAUCAUCGGCCGCUGGAACAACCAUGAAAUCCCGGCUUUUUGUAUUAUGGUAUUAAUUAAGAACCAAGAUUGUUCUAUAGUGAAGAGAAAUUAAAGAGAGGCCGGUAGGCGAGAAUCGUUGGAUCCUUACGCUUUUAUUAAGAUUCUUGUGCGAAUCAUAUAAAAAGGAGAGAAUGCUUGGUGAAUGUAUGGGUAGCCAAAAUAGGUUGUCAGAAAUCCAAGGUGACAACCGAAUGUCUCUCCCUCCGAAAGGACCUUCUCAAAGUGUGUACUUUGACCCAUUAAACAGUGAAAAACAGGUGAAUAUGUCAAGAUGUUGUUCAACAGAUGAAGAGCCACCACCUUGGCUUGACGAUCUCUUGAAUGAGCCAGAAAGUCCUAACAAUAAAGCUCAUCGACGUUCAGCAAGUGACUCUUUUGCAUACACAGAUGAGGUAUGGUUAAGGACUGUUAUCGGGGCACCUUAUUGUACAUUCCAAAUGCCUCGAUAUUCCAAUGGAACUCCUCAACCAGGAUCAUUUAGCAGCAACAAGUCGACUUCUGGAAAUAAUAAACAGCAGCAGGAUAAUAAGUUGGGGAAAUUACCCUCAUCUUCAACUUGUUUAUCAUUACCAAAUGAUGCUGAUUGUCAGGCCCUAGGUAUGUCUUGUUCGCCUGAACCAGAUAGGGGGGUAAGGUUAUCAGGGACUGAACCAGAAACGGAAAUUUCUACUGACUGCUCUCACUUUAAACCACCUUCCACAUUUAAUAAUAAUACUGAUGCAAAACGUAAACAGCAUAAUGCUCGAAGGUCACGUGUGAGGAAGCUUCAAUACAUUGCAGAGCUGGAGAGAAAUGCUCAAGUCUUGCAGGCAGCAGGAGCUGAAGUAUCAGCACAGCUUGAAUUCCUGGACCAGCAAAAUCUUAUACUUGGGAUGGAGAAUAGAGCUCUAAAGCAACGUUUAGAGAGUUUAUCACAGGAGCAUUUUAUCAAAUCAAUGGAACAGGAAAUCUUAGACAAAGAAGUUGCUAGGCUUCAGUACCUGUACCAACUGCAGCAAAACAUGAGCCAUCAUCAACAACGCCAACGACAGAAGCAAAAUCAUCGUCGUGGCCGGAGUUAUAAUGAUGUUGAUUCUCAGCUUUCCAAGCUCAGUUUACAUCCUCCUAAAGCUGUUGCUGCCACCGAUACGGCGCUUCAGUAAACCCAAUAUAUGCUCCACACUCUCAUCUUUUACUGUAUGUAUGUAUGUAUGUAUGUAUGUAUGUAUGUAUAGCCAUAUAGCCAAUGUGGGUUUUACAAGAUUGUUAAUUAGCAACUUUGCCUAUGUAAAUCAUUCAUGGAAGAUCCCCAACUACUCUCUUUAUACAGAUGUAUUGUAUUAUUAAAAGGAGGAUCUAUGUAGCUACCAAUUGUAAAAAGUAUGUUUGUUAUGUGCUUGUCAUUCAGGUUUA
Molecule: messenger RNA, 1644 nt
Organism: Spinacia oleracea (spinach)
Lineage: Eukaryota; Viridiplantae; Streptophyta; Magnoliopsida; Caryophyllales; Amaranthaceae
Product: basic leucine zipper 34
Exons: 6
Coding region: 384-1394 (336 amino acids)
Biological process (GO): regulation of DNA-templated transcription
Molecular function (GO): DNA-binding transcription factor activity
Source: RefSeq, a predicted model, not a curated record